This is a messenger RNA of Clarias gariepinus (North African catfish), 2194 nucleotides long. RefSeq names its product vitamin D 25-hydroxylase (gene cyp2r1). Gene Ontology annotation, cellular component: cytoplasm; intracellular membrane-bounded organelle. Lineage: Eukaryota; Metazoa; Chordata; Actinopteri; Siluriformes; Clariidae. Gene Ontology annotation, biological process: xenobiotic metabolic process. Gene Ontology annotation, molecular function: iron ion binding; oxidoreductase activity, acting on paired donors, with incorporation or reduction of molecular oxygen, reduced flavin or flavoprotein as one donor, and incorporation of one atom of oxygen; heme binding. The transcript is spliced from 5 exons. Bases 1 to 1518 code for a protein of 505 amino acids. The record is from RefSeq and is a predicted model, not a curated record.
AUGUCGAUGAACAGCUUGAUACUGCGGCUGACUUUGUCUCAUGGCAAGGCAGUGUUUUAUUUCUGCACUUUACUCUGCAGCUGCCUGACACUGCUGCUGAUCCGGCAGCUCCUGCGGCAGCGGAGACCGCGAGGCUUCCCCCCGGGGCCCUCCAUCCUGCCGGUCAUCGGGAACAUCCUGUCUCUUGCCACCGAGCCACACGUCUACAUGAGGAAACAGAGCGAGAUCUACGGCCAGAUCUUUAGUCUCGACUUGGGAGGAAUAUCAACCGUCAUUCUAAAUGGCUAUGAUGUCAUCAAAGAAUGUCUGUAUCACCAGAAUGAGGUGUUUGCAGAUAGGCCAUCUCUACCUUUAUUCCAGAAAAUGACAAAAAUGGGAGGACUUCUCAACUGUAAAUAUGGUCGUGGAUGGAUGGAGCAUCGCAAGUUGGCUGUUAAUAGCUUCCGCUACUUUGGCAGUGGGCAAAUGAUGUUUCACAGGAUAUCUGAAGAGUGCAUAUUCUUUUUAGAUGCUAUUGACAAGCACAACGGAAAACCUUUUAACCCAAAACACCUAGUUACCAAUGCAGUCUCCAAUGUAACCAACCUUGUAAUAUUUGGACAGCGAUUCACCUAUGAUGACCUGGACUUCCAGCACAUGAUCGACAUCUUCAGCGAAAAUGUGGAGCUGGCUGCUAGUGCCUGGGCCUUCCUCUACAAUGCCUUCCCAUGGUUUGAAUACCUGCCAUUUGGAAAGCACCGGAGGCUAUUUCGCAAUGCUGAUGAGGUGUAUGUCUUCCUGCAACAGAUAAUCGAGCGCUUUUCACAGGGAAGAGUGCGACAAUUGCCAAGGCAUUACAUCGAUACUUACUUGGAUGAAAUGGAACAGAGCACUAGGGACAAAACCACGUCCUUCUCCAAAGAGAACCUGAUUUUCUCAGUAGGAGAACUUAUUAUUGCCGGCACAGAGACCACCACUAAUACCAUGCGCUGGGCCAUGCUCUAUCUGGCUCUCUACCCCAGCAUACAAGAUAAGAUUCACAGAGAGAUUGACUCUAUCUUAAAUGGCAAAUUACCAACCAUGGAAGACAAGCAGAAGAUGCCUUAUGUAGAGGCAGUGUUGCAUGAAGUCAUGCGCUUCUGCAACAUUGCUCCUCUCGGCAUCUUCCGAGCUACUUCUCAGGAUGCUGUUGUCAGAGGUUACACCAUCCCCAAGGGGACCAUGGUCAUCACCAACCUGUAUUCUGUGCACUUUGAUGAGAAAUACUGGAGCAACCCUGCUAUCUUCUGCCCUGAAAGGUUUCUGGACAAAAAUGGCCAAUUUAUCAAAAGAGAGGCCUUUCUUCCUUUUUCAGUAGGCAGACGCCAAUGUCUUGGUGAGCAGCUGGCCAGAAUGGAGAUGUUCCUUUUCUUCACCACAUUGCUACAGAAGUUUCAUCUGCAGUUUCCCAAAGGCUACAUUCCAAGCAUCACUCCUAAACUUGGCAUGACCCUGCAGCCACAGCCUUACACCAUAUGUGCUAUCAGGAGACAGCAAUAAAACCUCAUCUGUCCACCAAAGACACACAUUUUUCCACCUCAGUGGAUCUUACUGAGAAAAUCCACCAGCCAGAUAAGCAACCUUGCUCUGAAUUCCGCACUGACGUCUGGUACUGACUGUGGAGAAUUCUUAGAAUGUGUCCUCUUUAUGGUUUCAUGAAGCUAAUGCAGACAGUGAGCGGGAAAUGAGGCCUGUAUACGCACAGCCGUGUUCGUCUGUUGCAUUACGGUGAUUAAGAGGACCAUUGAAACGUGAACGAGCGGUGAAUUUCAUAACAGAUGUUAAGAUAAGUGGUAAUGUUACGUUAAUUAUUUACAGACUGCACUUUUAAUACACUUUUUUUUUAUUCCUCGAAAUUGGGAACACACAGUUCUCUCAUUUGUGUAGCAGACUGAAAGAGAUAUCAGCGGCCUUUCUCAGAAAGAUUUGCAAAUGCCACUUGCAUACAAUUGGCUCAAGUCCAUGUAGCAGUGCUGAGCUAACUCAGCGGAAAUGGGCUUCCAGGCUGUAGAUCUGCCACUAUCUCCAUAGGGAUGUCAUUGAACUUGACUUUGUUAUAUACACUUUGUAAGAAAUCAGAACUUUGUACCAUACCACGUGCAUUUAUUAUAUUUCAUACUGUUCAGGUAUCUCUGAAAGAACUAUAGUCUAAAUUCGAAUAAACCUUAAAAAAAUA